Propithecus coquereli (Coquerel's sifaka) is the source of this 541-nucleotide messenger RNA. It is a transcript of the gene MAL, whose product is annotated as mal, T-cell differentiation protein. The coding region runs from base 80 to 541 and encodes 153 amino acids. Lineage: Eukaryota; Metazoa; Chordata; Mammalia; Primates; Indriidae. Gene Ontology annotation, biological process: myelination. The transcript is spliced from 4 exons. The record is from RefSeq and is a predicted model, not a curated record. Gene Ontology annotation, cellular component: membrane. Gene Ontology annotation, molecular function: structural constituent of myelin sheath.
CUCCGCGGAGCAAGCCAGAGGUCAGCGCGGAGCCGGAGCCGCGCGCGUCCUGUCCCGAGGCCGACGCCAGCUCGCCGGCAUGGCUCCUGCAGCGGCGUCGGGUGGCAGCACCCUGCCCAGUGGCUUCUCGGUCUUCACCACCUUCCCGGACUUUCUCUUCGUCCUUGAGUUUGUCUUCGGGGGCCUGGUGUGGAUCCUGAUCGCCUCCUCCCUGGUGCCCAUCCCCCUGGUCCAGGGCUGGGUGAUGUUUGUGUCUGUGUUCUGCUUCGUGGCCACCACCGCCCUGCUCAUCCUGUACAUAAUUGGUGCCCAUGGCGGGGAGACUUCCUGGGUCACUCUGGACGCAGCCUACCACUGCAUCGCCUCCUUGUUUUACCUCAGCGCCUCGGUCCUGGAAGCCCUGGCCACCAUCUACAUGCAAGACGGCUUCACCUUCAAAUACUACCACGAAAACAUCUCUGCUGUGGUGUUUGCCUACGUAGCCACUCUGCUGUACGUGGUCCAUGCGGUGUUUUCCUUAAUCCGAUGGAAGUCUUCAUAA